GGGCAGGCCUCUUCCUGCUGGCGGCUCACUGUGACGGUUCUGGAGGCACGGAGGCUGCGCAGGGCUGACCUGUGUGAUGAGUGAGACAGACCGUAUGUGAUCCUGCAGCUGCCAUCCGCUCCUGGAAAGAAGUUCAAAACCAAAACGAUUGCCAACUCCAGUCAUCCUGUGUGGAACGAGACCUUCAGUUUCCUCAUCCAGAGUCAAGUCAAGAAUGUUCUGGAGCUGAGCAUCUAUGACGAAGACUUAAUCACAAAGGAUGGCAUCUGUUUCAAGGUUUUCUAUGAUGUCUCAGAGGUCCUCCCUGGCAAAGUGCUCCGGAAAACCUUCUCCCUGGAUCCCCAGGGACAGGAAGAGCUAGACGUGGAGUUCCUGAUGGAGAAAACGUUGGACCCUCCAGAAAAUCUCAUCACCAACAAUGUCCUUGUGGUCCGAGAGCUGUCACACCUAGAUGUCUGUCUGGACAGAGCAGAAACCACAGUUGAGGCAGCAGGUCAGGACAAGCUGGAGCUGGAGCUGGUGCUGAAAGGGUCCUAUGAGGACACACAAACAUCUGCCCUGGGCACAGCCUCUUCCACUACCUUCAGCUUCCACUACCUGGCAGCCCAAGACUCAGAGCUGAGUGUGUGCCUGAGGAGCUCCAGAGGCAAUGCCUGUAACUCAGACACUGUAGGUGGGCACCUCACUGUGCCUCUGAGGUCCUUGGCCAUGGGGAAAGAGGUGACUAUGGAUUUUCCUGCUACAAAUGCCCCGGAACUAAGGUUGCAGCUCAAGGUAGACAGCUGUCCUCAGGAGCUGACCAUGCACCUGGGCUUUGACCUGUGUGCAGAGGAACAGGCCUUCCUGAGCAAGAGGAAGCAGGUGGUGGCCAAGGCCCUGAAGCAGGCCCUGCAGCUGGACAGAGACCUGCAGGAGGAUGAGGUCCCUGUUAUAGGCAUCAUGGCCGAAGGAGGAGGUGCCCGGGCCAUGACCUCGCUCUAUGGACACCUAUUAGCCCUGAAGAAGCUGGGCCUCCUGGACUGUGUGACAUACCUUGGUGGCAUCUCGGGCUCUACGUGGACAAUGGCCCACCUGUACUGGGACCCAGAGUGGUCACAGAAGGACCUCAAGGGACCCAUCAGCCAUGCCCGGGAACACUUGGCCAGGAGCCAGCUGAAGGCCUUCUCCCCAGAGUGCCUGGCGAGCUACCACCAGGAGCUGAAGCUUCGGGCAGAGCAGGGGUACCCCACGACCAUCGUGGACCUGUGGGCCCUGGUGCUGGAGUCCAAGCUUCACGGCCAGGUGACAGAUCACAAGCUGUCAGAACAGAGAGCUGCACUGGAGCGGGGUCAGAAUCCUCUGCUCUACUUGAGCCUCAAUGUCAAAGAAAACAAUAUGGACACCCUCGACUUCAAGGAAUGGGUAGAGUUCUCCCCGUAUGAGAUCGGGUUUCUGAAGUACGGGGCCUUCAUUCCCUCCGAAUUCUUUGGCUCUGAGUUCUUCAUGGGGCGACUGAUGAGGAGGAUCCCUGAAUCUCAGAUCUGCUUCCUGGAAGGGAUCUGGAGCAACAUUUUCUCCUUGAACUUGCUGGACAUCUGGUAUGACCUCACCUGCUCUGGAGAGGACUGGAAGCAGCACCUCAAGGACAAGGUGGGGAACACAGAGAAGGAGUCCCCCACCUCCUCAGGGUCAUACUCAUGGAUGGAGGCCUCGUGGCUUCAGCCUGGAACGACAUUGGCUCAAGCUUUUAGGGGCUUCCUGACUGGCAGGCCCCUGCACCAGCGCACCACCAACUUCCUCCACGGCCUCCAGCUGCACCAGGACUACUGUGGCCAGAAAGAUUUUUCCACCUGGGCAGACUGCCAGGUGGACUCCACCCCCAGCCAGCUGACCCGGGAUUCCCAGCUCUGCCUCGUGGAUGCCGGCUACUUCAUCAAUAACAGUUGUCCCUCCAUGCUCCGGCGGGGUCGCCAGCUGGAUCUCAUUCUCUCCUUCAACUACUCCCUAUCCUCUCCCUUUGAGGCGCUGCAGCAGACGGAGCUGUACUGUAGGGCCCGGGGACUGCCCUUCCGGGUGGAGAUCAGCCCUGAGGACCAAUGCCAGCCCAGGGAGUGCUACCUCUUCUCGGACCCUGCCUGCCCUGACGCCCCUGUCCUGCUGCACUUCCCACUGGUCAACGAUUCCUUCAAGAGCUUCUCAGCCCCUGGUGUCCGGCGCAGCCCCACCGAGCUCCAGGCCGGCCAAGUGGAUCUCAGCAGGGCCACCUCCCCCUACACCCUGUUCAACAUGACCUACAAGGAGGAAGACUUUGACCGUCUGCUGCAGCUCAGCCACUACAAUGUGCAGAACAGCCAGGCCACCAUCCUUCAGGCCCUGAGGACCGUUCUUAAGCGCAGGGUGCCAGCGGCCUCCACAGCUGAGCCAUCAGGGGUGCAGAUGUGA
This is a messenger RNA of Castor canadensis (American beaver), 2421 nucleotides long. The record is from RefSeq and is a predicted model, not a curated record. Lineage: Eukaryota; Metazoa; Chordata; Mammalia; Rodentia; Castoridae.